This is a messenger RNA of Racocetra fulgida, 955 nucleotides long. The record is from the annotation of a GenBank genome assembly. Lineage: Eukaryota; Fungi; Glomeromycota; Glomeromycetes; Diversisporales; Gigasporaceae.
UCCUAUUUAUUGGGGAAUUCUCGAUCUUACUGGAUCUCAUGUAGAAACUAGGCAACUCUUCACUACAGAAGAUUGGAAUGAGAUGUUAAAAAGUUUUGAGGAUGAAGUAGAAAUUAUUGAACAUGAUAUACCUAAUGUUAUAUAUCUGCUUUUUGAUGAAGUCGAACAGAUAAUAAAAGAUAAUGAGAAGAAUGAAGCGAUUGUAUUGGCAAUUGACAACAUUUCGUUGCAAGAAAUAGAAUCAAAACACAAGAUCAUUCUUAGUGAACAAGACAAGGUCAACAUGAUUGAAAUUUGCUCCUGGGCUUCAGCUAUACGCCGUAACAAAGGUCGUUCAAUUACACUCCGUGCUCGUGUAGGGCAAAAAUGUGACUUCCGAGGAACAUUGAAGCAUAGCAUAAAUAAAUUGGAAGUGGUAACUGGCCUCCGAAGUGGUGGUCUUCCGGAACCACACCGUAAAAAAAUUUUUUUGGACUCACUUGACUUGGCUAUAACUAUGAGGGAUAUUCUAUAUACAUUUUUUGAAUCUAAUGCAAACUCCCCAGAUGAAGACUUGCAUAAAUUAUUUGUUCUCGGAUUCCAAUCAUUGGGGACAAACAUUUGUAGAUAUGGAAAGUUGUGUACAACAGCAUUGCCAAAUUCAAUAAGAACGCUUGCAUGUUUAGAAAAGUUUUAUAUUGAAAUGAAAAAUAUUAAGGUAAUUUUUGAAUUGUUACCAAACGAUAUUGCUUUGUCUCAUGCCCGAGCACAUAGGAAAAGGCGAAAAGGAGAAGACCAAGAACAUGCAAAUAUUGAAGUUGGAGGCUGUUUUGGAAAAAUUAAUGGAACACCCAUUUCAAAAAACCACGCUAAUGGCAACCGGACCACAUCACCAAGACUAAAUUCUGCCUCUGCCGAAAAAUCUCUUGGGGUUGUGCUUGGCAAGGUGGGCAUGACAUAUAAAUAUCUGAAAUAA